Messenger RNA from Homarus americanus (American lobster), 4699 nucleotides. RefSeq names its product organic cation transporter protein-like. Gene Ontology annotation, biological process: transmembrane transport. Bases 1149 to 2849 code for a protein of 566 amino acids. The transcript is spliced from 12 exons. The record is from RefSeq and is a predicted model, not a curated record. Gene Ontology annotation, cellular component: membrane. Gene Ontology annotation, molecular function: transmembrane transporter activity. Lineage: Eukaryota; Metazoa; Arthropoda; Malacostraca; Decapoda; Nephropidae.
ACAUAUCCAAUUUGUAAUAACGGCUCUAGUCUCAUCAACAUUGUAAUUUUUCUUACUACUAAUCUACAUACAGUAAAUAUAAUCUAACAUUAGCAUAAUAACUGUAUUCUUAUAUAACAUUAUUACUACUGUUAAACAUUAACAAAUGCAGAAAUAAUUUGGUAUUGUAUUCAGGAUAUCUUUAAACCAUUUAAUUAUCUCUUUGUUAUGGAAGCAGAAGUAAACUAUGUGUAAUGGGUAUUCUACCUCACCACUUCUUAUACAACUAUUUAUUUUUGAGUCUCUAAUUAGUUGGUAGAGCUACAUAAAUAUACCUCCCGUAUAUAAAGCCUCUCUGGUGAGGAUCCAUGUAUUUAAAAUAAAUAUUUUUCCAAAUAAAAAAAAAACAUUUAAACAGCGGAUACUUUUCUUCAACUGCUGGUUUAGUCCAUGUCAUUAACAUAUUGUAUACAUCUUUACUUCUAACACUGGGAGAGGGUUCAUGCCUUGCUAUCUCUCUCAAGGUAUUGAUUGCAUUACUAUAAUAAAGUAGGAAAUAUUUUCAGGUUUUAUAUCUUGUAAAUAAGUGGUUCUUAUUCUUAUAUAAUAUGGAUUUAAAGAUUUUCCCUUUUCAUGGCCUGAAUCAUUAUUUAUGAAAGUUGUAAAUAAUAUAGCAGUUGCUUUACAAAAAACAUUAAUUACUCCAAUACUUCCUUGUUUCACAGGUAAAUACAGAGUUUAUCUUUUAAUCGGUUAGUACUGUACGUCCCCAUUUCAGCUGCUGUAUUACGUCACCAACGUAUAAUUUUCUGAUUGACUGGCUGUUGAUGUGCCGUGUAGGCUGCUUCUGGAUUUUAUUUUACCAAAGUGUUCAACAGCAUUUCAUACACGUUGUAAUACUUAGAUAUUAUUGUCAGAGAAGUAGAAACCUUGGAAAUAUUUUGUUUGUACUAGACUUCCUACCACUUACAGAAACGUGUGUGAGACGACAGAAAGCGUCUCUUGGAGUCUUGUUCCAGUCGUAUCCUUCUCUUUCUUCUUUUUUACCUAUGCUUAAAGAAAACUGACAUUAAUAUUAUUUUCCUCGUAUAUUCAUGUUUUACAUUUCCCUGCGCUUCAGGUUAAUAGUGUAGUUUCUUUGCCUUGAUAUUCAAAACUUCGUCGGCGUGAUGGCUGACAGUUUUGACGCACUUCUCACCCAGCUGGGGACUGGCAAGUGGAACAUUUUCUUCGCCCUCGCGUCAUCGUUCCGGUUCCUGCUAUCACCAAGUCAGUCAUUAAGCAGCGUAUAUCUGGCACCGUCUGUCAACUACACGUGUCAGCCGCAUACAGUUGACCACGUCAUUGAAGUCAAACAUGACUCCUGCAGCUAUGUAAUAAACAGUACGUCCACCGGAAGACUGGAGGACGUGGCGUGUAUUAAGUGGACAUUUGAUAAGUCCGUCUUUUCUUCAACUCUCACUUCUGAGUUCGAACUGGUAUGUGAGAGGGAGUAUCUUCGCCCCACCUACCAGAGUGUAUACAUGUUGGGUACCUGUGUGGGUCCACUGGUGUGCGGCUACUUCGCUGACAGGUUUGGGAGAAAGAUCGUCUACGUGGUUUCGCAGAUCGUCGUGUCAGCAGCCUCCCUGGGGCUCUGUCUCCUGCACAACUUCUCCACCAUCCUCUUCCUACGAUUCAUCAUAGGCUGCUCCGAGCUACUCAUUCACCUCGUCCUAGCGCUGGAGGUGUGUGAGCCCAGGCACAGGGCAACUAUGGGCAUCCUGACCGGGAUGCCGUGGGCACUGGGAACGAUGCUGUGGGGCGGCGCUGCCUACGCCAUCCGUGACUGGCGGUGGUUGCAGCUGGCUGCCUCCUUACCUUCCGUCCUCAUGUUCCCCGCCCUCUACUACCUAGAUGAGUCCCCGCGCUGGCUGAUAGUACAGGGUCAUGCCAGUCGUGCCCAGAAGGUGCUGGAAAAGGCUGCCCGCUGGAACAAAACGAGUCUCCCGUCCGAGUACGAGUUGAAGACUAUCAUGUCCCAGAUAAAACGACAAGCGAACACGGAGGAGGAGGAAGCGGGUACAGAGAGGAAGAGUCAAGGUGACACAGGCGACAGUGUGAGCUGUGGCAACCUCACAGCUCCAAGACUACUGAGCACUCGAAAGAUCAUCACCAUCACCGUGGCUGUUUGCUUCCUCUUCCUCUCUGCGGCUCUUGUGUUUGACGGACUCAAUCUCGGCGGUGACCUGUAUAGUGAAAACAUAUUCCUGUACCUGAUAUUCGCGGGUUUGAUGGAGUUCCCUGGGUGCACACUCUCCGUCCCUAUCGUCAACCGCUAUGGCAGGAAGAGAAGUCUGGCUGUCUGCUUCGUCUGCUGUAGCAUCAUGCUCUUCACCUUGACUUUUAUACCCACAGGACACUGGCAGUUGAUGAUGACGCUGGCUUUGUUAGGCAAGAUGUUCAUCUCCGCGGCCUUCCAGAUCAUUUACGUCUACUCUAACGAGGUCUUCCCCACCGAGGUACGGGUUCAAGGAGUGGAGACUGGCAGCGCUGUGGGUCAGGUGGCCGCCAUCAUCGUACCUUUCAUCAGCAUAUACCUGGGUCCUGUGAUCCCCUGGCUACCGUCGGUCGUAUUCGGGACAAUGUCGAUCCUGGCAUCGGUGUCGCUGACCACGAUGAAGGAGACUAAAGGUGCGAACCUCCCAGACACCAUCGCCCAACUUGAACUUUCUGGAAAGAAAGAAGAAAGGUAUAUUCGAGUAUACACAAACCAGCCAGGUGAUGGUACAGGGGAAGAGGUUUUUGAAGAAUCGAAGUGGUGCAAAAUUAAACUAAAGGGGAGAGACUUUACUCUCUGUUGGACAUAUCUAAAGAUCCCCAAAUUGUAGCUUAUUAAACCAAAGGAACUUAAGAGCCUUAAUUGACUACGUAACGGCCCUUAACCCUCAGUCACCUCCUUGUCAUGGAGAAUUAACAAUGGCGACAUCGACUAGAGGAAUGAAAUCACACAAAUGACCUUAAUAAGCCCGCUACUCUUUCUGUAGAAAUUCUGAAGGACAAUUUCAUAUUUCAAUAUGUGAAAUAUCCGACUCCCUAUAGAGGAGACAAACAUCCAAAUCGAUGGACCUCAUCAUAACUAACGAGAAGUGUAUGGUAGCCAAAUUGGAACCAACCAUCAUGUGACGUUGUCCUUCAGAUUUAACUGUUACUUGAUUCAUAAUAAGAGCAGGUCAGGAUCAAAUUUUUAGAGGGGCCUGGCUUGGCCUGACUCACUAAGGAACAAGAACAUAGAUACUACACUGAAUACCAUAGCCAGCAAAGUUUACUUUUAUAGAUAUAUAUACCUAAGGCCAAAAAUGAUGAGCAGGACAGAAGGAUGUAUGCCAGGAACCAAGCACAGUCAGAAUGUAAAAGGGCUGAAAAAGAGUUCGAGCGGCGGAUUGCUAGCAAGGUCAACUAAGACCCAAAGGAUUUCUAACCAUUAUACAAAAUCAAAAGUAAAGACACGCGUGGGCGCAUCAGAUAUGAGUCUUGAAGAUGGUAAUUACUCAGAGUCAGAUCAUCAUUAUUCACAAGAGAGGAUGCAAAUAAUCUUCCUGCGUUAGAGGAAAGACGGUUUGAAACAACAUUGAUGCAUAUUAUGUUCUCAGAAGAGUGUAAAAUAAACAUUUGUCAAAGCUAAAAGUUCCUCAGAGCGCUGAUCCUGACAUGAUACAUUCCAGAGUGCUCAGAGAGUUGCGCAACGAAUUUGUUAAGCUCCUUAACACCCUUUUCUGCAAAUGCUUGGAUUAGCAAAAAAUCCCUAAUGACUGAAAAAUGGCAAAUGUAAGUCCAAUAUUCAAACAAGGAGAGCAUCACUCCACGGAUAAUUAUAAGUCGGUGAGCUUGGCCAGCAUAGUGUGUGAAGUACUAAAGAGCAUUGUGAGAUGUCAUGAUGGAAAAUUACUUCGAAACAACUUUGUAAAGAAGUGGCAACAUGGUUUUAUGCCGGGACGAUCUUGCAUGACACAAUUACUUAGGGUGCUGGAUAUUUGGACUCAGAUCCUGGAACAUGGUGGUAAUAUCAACAAUAUAUAUCUGGACUCUGCCAAGGCUUUCGACAGCUGAAAAUUAAACUGAAAGGGUACAAAAUUCGGGGGAGCGUCCUAGCAUGGAUGGGAGACAUUCUUCAUGGCCGCAAGCCAUGUGUUGCAUUUAAUGACAUGAAAUCGUCAAGUGCAGCCGUGAUAAGUGGGGUACUACACUACUACAGGGCAGCGUACUGGGCUCGCUAUUGUUUUGUUUUUUGUUUCAUAAAUGACAUGCCAGAAGCUAUACACUCUUUCAUACAAAGGUUUGUGGACGAUGCCAAGUUAUUCAGGAAUAUUAAGAACCAAAUGGACUGUGAAGAGCUACAUAUCUGUGUCAGCUUCAAAGAUGAUGGAAGAAAUGGCUGCUAAGAGUCAAUGCCACGAAGUGUAAGAGGAUGCACCUAGGUCGUAGCAACAAUGAGGAGGCGUAUCACAUGUCAUAAUGAGAUGGAGAAACAGCAUUAACAGAGACCGAAUGUGAAAACGACCUGGGUGUGUAUGUUGACAGCGAACUGAAGUUCUCAAACCAUUGUAAAUAGGAUUUUAAUCAAGCAACCAAGCUUGUGGUCUUAUAAUAAGAUAGUUCAGAUACCUAGAUGGUCCGUCCCUCGUAACGCUCUUCAAGAGUGAGGUGCUCCGUCAUUUGGAGUUCCCGUCUGGUCCCCGAG